Molecule: messenger RNA, 645 nt
Organism: Ambispora gerdemannii
Lineage: Eukaryota; Fungi; Glomeromycota; Glomeromycetes; Archaeosporales; Ambisporaceae
Source: the annotation of a GenBank genome assembly
AUGACGACAAUUAAUAGUCAAUUUCAACUACACCAUCAUGAUAAUUCAGCAGCUGCCACUGUAUUACAAACUCCGGAAUUAAUACUUCACAUUUUCGGUUUUCUUCCAACUUCCUCGCUUCUUGUUGCUCGGAAUGUGUGUAAACAAUGGCGUGAAUUAGUGAAUUUGCCGCAACGUUUCGCUCUUUAUAUUAAUGAAAUCGUGACAAAUCCACCGACAAUCUAUGUGCUGAAAGAAAAGAGUUUUGACAGUGAAGGACACAGUAAUAAAACCAUGGGAGUUUAUCUUAACGAACUCACGGCACGUAAUGCAAUGAUUCGAUAUCAUAGGGAAUUCAUGCUGGAAAUGGAAUAUCAUUAUGCGUCAGGUAUUGAUGGAUAUUAUAAAAGGUCUGCCAGACCAUUAGAGGGUGGACAUGAUGAGCUUACCUAUGAAUGGUAUGUUGAGAAAUUCGAAAAUGUUAUAACUCGGGUCGAUAACUGUCACGAGAGAGAGUAUGAUCCCGCAUGGGUUCUUACGACUGACGAUGAGGACGAUGAUGACGAUAGCGAAGAGGACGAUGACAGCGAAGACGAUGUCGAUGACAGCGAAGACGACGAGGACGACGAGGACGAUGACAACGAUGACGAAUAUAAUCAAAUAUAA